Messenger RNA from Nicotiana tabacum (common tobacco), 3015 nucleotides. Its product is annotated as cell division control protein 48 homolog C. The record is from RefSeq and is a predicted model, not a curated record. NCBI's taxonomy places the organism in Eukaryota, Viridiplantae, Streptophyta, Magnoliopsida, Solanales, Solanaceae. Gene Ontology annotation, molecular function: ATP hydrolysis activity; ATP binding.
AGGGGAAGAAUAAACCAUUAGCCAAAUUGUUCUGAAAAAUUCGUCUCAGAAAAAUUUAGCAGUAGGCGUCGGCGGCUGCCGGAAAAGACGAUGGGAAGGAGAGGACGCAGCGGCAGCGGGCCAGUUUCAGGCGAGCUUCGCCGCCACAUUGAGUCAUGUAAGGACGAUUUCCUCUCCGUUGAAGAACUCGUCGACCACCUCCGUUCAACUUAUCAUAAGUAUUCCCGCUCUAAGCUACAAGAUCUCACCAGACAGGUCCAAACUGUUCUCCAACUUCGGAACCCUAACCCUACUGAAGAAGUAACGCCUCCGAGAAAGAAGCCAAAGAGAGACAGCAGCGAGCAGCGUUUGCAGCUCCUUGAGAAGAAACACAUAAUGAACAGCCAACGAAAGAAGCAGGAAGCUGACGGAGAGUCGUCGACUCUCGCGACCACAUCCGAAAGCGAUGAUUCUUACUCUUCGUCGUCUUCCGAUGCUAUUUACGGUGAGAAAUUAGAAGAAAAGCCCGAUUUAAUGAAGUCUAUGCUUCGGCAUACGUACAAUAAACAGGUGAAUAAUACUCCCAAGUCAAAAAAGAUUGAAUACGAGAUGAUUCACGACAAUAAUGAUGAAAAAAGGAAGAAAAUUAAUAUGUCGAAAGGAGGACAACGAAGAAAUGGAGACACGAGGGAUUUAGGAGACGGCGGAGGAGGAGAGGCCAGAGAGGGGGAAAAGAUUGGUGAAAGUCUUGAGAAUGGUGAUGGGCCAAGGUUUAAGGAUUUAGGAGGAAUGGAUGGAGUGUUGGAGGAACUGAAGAUGGAGGUUAUUGUUCCAUUGUACCAUCCUCAGCUGACUAAGCAUCUUGGUGUUAGGCCCAUGUCAGGAAUACUCUUCCAUGGCCCACCUGGCUGUGGCAAAACUAAGCUAGCUCAUGCUAUCGCCAAUGAGACUGGAGUCCCAUUUUACAAGCUUUCUGCUACUGAGUUGGUCUCUGGAAUUUCAGUUCUCCAUCAAGGUGCAUCAGAAGAAAACAUAAGGGAACUGUUCUCAAAGGCAUACCGGACAUCACCAUCUAUUGUGUUUAUUGAUGAGAUCGAUGCAAUUGCUUCCAAAAGAGAAAAUUUACAGAGAGAAAUGGAGCGGCGCAUUGUAACACAGCUGAUGACAUGCAUGGAUGAGUCACAUAGAAUUGUAAAACCCGAUGAUGAUGCAAAAGGAACUACUGUACGUACUGAUAAAAGAAAUAGUGAAGCAAAAUCAGAAGGAUCUAGUGACGGACCUGGUUAUGUCCUAGUAAUUGGGGCCACUAAUCGACCUGAUGCUAUUGACCCAGCAUUGAGGAGGCCCGGACGAUUUGACCGUGAAAUCGCCUUGGGUAUCCCAGAUGAAAAUGCAAGGCUGCAGAUUUUGUCUGUGCUUACACGUAACCUAAGAGUUGAAGGUGCAUUUGAUCUCAUGAAGAUAGCUAGGUCAACCCCAGGAUUUGUUGGAGCAGACUUAGCUGCUCUAACUAACAAGGCAGGUAACUUGGCAAUGAAGAGGAUACUAGACUUGAGGAAGGUUGAGCUUUCAAGAGAAUUGGUAGAUGCUGAAGAAUGGUGGAGAAAGCCAUGGUCACCUGACGAGAUGGAAAAGCUUAGCAUUAAUAUGGCUGAUUUUGAGGAAGCCGCUAAAUUGAUUCAACCCUCAUCUAGAAGAGAAGGUUUCUCCGCUAUACCAAAUGUAAUGUGGAAAGAUGUUGGAGGCCUUGAUUUGUUGCGGCAGGAGUUUGAACUUUCCAUUGUCAAGCGUAUAAAGAAACCUGAAGCUUACCUGGAGUUUGGAGUGGACAAUGAAACAGGAUUCUUGCUAUAUGGUCCCCCAGGAUGCGGUAAAACAUUAAUUGCCAAGGCUGUUGCUAAUGAAGCUGGAGCAAAUUUUAUACACAUUAAGGGACCUGAAAUUCUGAACAAGUAUGUUGGUGAAAGUGAGUUAGCUAUUCGGACAUUAUUUACUCGUGCAAGAACGUGUUCUCCAUGCAUUCUAUUCUUCGAUGAGAUGGAUGCAUUAACUACUAAGCGUGGUAAGGAAGGAGGUUGGGUCGUUGAACGGCUUUUGAAUCAGCUACUAAUAGAACUAGACGGUGCAGAUCAGAGAAAAGGUGUUUAUGUGAUUGGUGCCACAAAUAGGCCUGAAGUCAUGGACCAAGCUAUUCUUCGACCUGGAAGGUUAGGGAAACUCCUAUAUGUCCCUCUACCUAGUCCAGAGGAGCGCGGACUAAUUCUAAAAGCUCUUGCUCAGAAAAAACCUAUAGAUACUAAUGUUGACUUGAUGACCAUUGGAAGAGAUGAUGCUUGUAAAAAUUUAAGUGGAGCGGACCUAUCAGCACUGAUGAAUGAAGCUGCAAUGGUUGCACUUGAAGAUAAAUUGAGAGCAUUAGAUACAAGUUGUGGUGACACACCAUCAACUAUCAAGGAGUCACAUUUCAAACGGGCUUUGGAGAAAAUUUCUCCAUCUGUCUCCGACAAGCAAAUAGAAUACUAUCAGCGUUUAUCAAAAACCUUAAGAGCAGCAUGAAAGCCUUGGUGGUAGGAGUGGGAAGAAGAUGUUUUUAGGGUGGUAGUCAUAUCUCCAGCCGUUGCCAUCGGAGAAAAUAGCACAUGAGAAAUAUUUUUGCUAUCACUGUUCCUUUUUGGUUUUCUUGUGAAUAUCCAUCAGCAUGGGAAUGGGAGCAAACACAGGGAGAGGGAAAGCAGAAAAAGCUUUUGUCUUUUCCUUAUCGUUCCUUUUUUUUUUUUGGUGGGAUAGAGUCUGGUAUUUGAGCGGAGGGCUUAAUGUAGUGAUGUGUGAGAGAGUUUCUUUCUUGGUCAGUUCCUUUUUUCUUGUUUUGAUUCUUUUGGCGACAGUAUUCUUUGCACUUGAAAAUAUGCUAGUAUAUUACUACGUAUAAUAUUAAGGGUUAUCUGAUGUAGCAAUAGAAACUUUGUAUUUAUUGUUCUCUGACCAUUUUGGAUGCAGUUGAGUUGAAUAAAACACUCUCAGACUCGUGUUUCAUUA